AAGUAAUUGACCAAAUUGGCAAAUCAAAUCCCUAGCAUUAGAAGAACAGAGUCUGCGACUGGACUCACCAGCGUCGAGCGCAGUGGAGCCUAGAGUCGACGAGCGGAGUCGUUGCCUGAAUUCUUAAGCUUGCUCAGUGGCGCCAUGGAGGCUCAAGGCCGGACGGCAGACGAUUAAGGCCUUUAGUGCAGACCAAAAGGGAGAAAUAGCAGCUAGAACUCGAGAAUGGCGUCGAGAAAAUCAAAAGCUCCGGUUCCAAAUUCCAAAAGUGCAGAGAUUAUUUUGAAAAUCGUGGUGGGAGUGAUGCAUUUGUAAGCGAAGGCUUUUCAAGUUGGAACAAAACUGAGAGAUUAGGUUAUCAUGUGGGUGAAAUAAGUAGUUUUCACAACAUAGCAGUUAAAAGGUGUGAUGCUUUGAUGAACCAAGAUCAAUCAAUUGCAGUUGCAAUGGAUAGACAAAAUGAAAUUGUGAAAAAUGAGUACCGUAUUCGCUUGAAUGCUUCUAUUGAUGCUUCAAGAUUUUUAUUGCAUCAAGGACUCCCUUAUCAUGGUCAUGAUGAGUCUAAAGAUUCUAACAAUAGAGGUAAGUUUUUGGAAUUGAUAAAGUAUACCGCCACUCAGAAUGAGGCGGUUAGUAAGGUUGUUUUAAAAAACGCUCCGGGGAAUAAUCAAGUUAUUGCUCCAAGCAUUCAAAAAGAUAUUGCCAAUUGUUUUGCACAAGAAGUGGUGCGUUCUAUUAUUGCAGAUAUUGGUGAUGAUGUGUUUGCUUUGCUUGUUGAUGAGUCCAGCGAUGUUUCUUACAAAGAGAAAAUGGCUAUGGUUUUGCAUUACGUUGAUAAAUGUGGCAUGGUUAAAGAAAGUUUUAUUGGUGUUGUUCAUGUCAAAGAUACAUCUUCUUUAUCUCUUAAAUCUGCUAUUG
Molecule: messenger RNA, 918 nt
Organism: Cuscuta epithymum
Lineage: Eukaryota; Viridiplantae; Streptophyta; Magnoliopsida; Solanales; Convolvulaceae
Source: the annotation of a GenBank genome assembly